AUGUACAGCCAGCAGGCUUAUCCUUCCUUUACCCUGAACCCCGGGAUCAUGCAAGAUAGCUUUGGGGGUUACCACCACCCCUCCCAGGCGUUCUUCUUCUCCGCUGUGAAGGCAGACAAUGGGGAUUUGGGAGAGCACCAGGCUCAGGUCAUGGCUUGGAGCCACCCUCAGAUGGAGCCCACUGGUCACCUCAACCUCCGUGCGCCCCCAGCUCAUCAGCUAAGAGAGGAGACCCCCUGCGCGGCGGAGAGCAGGAAGAUCAAGGAGGAGACCGAGGAUGCUGGAGGAGCAGCAGAGGAGAGGGGUCCCCCAGCUCCCCAAUAUUACACCCAUGCCUGGACUCCUGCUUUCUGGCCCGGGAACCCCAAUCUUUCCAGCCAGCCCCAGAAAACCGUCAGCGUCCCGGGCUCCAACGUGUACCCGAGCCCCGCCAGCCAGAGCCCCAACACGCCGGUGGAGACGGCGGCGUCCAACAUGGAGAGCAGCCGCUGCAGCAGCAGCGCUUCCACCCGAGAGGCGGCCAAGGAGGGCGACGCGUCCAUCAGCCCGAGCACCCAGGAGGAAGCGUUGUGUAGCGAUGGGGAAGACGCGCUGGAAAUGCCCAGUGAGAUGGAAAUGGAGCAGUUUGCUAGGGAUAUGAAGCAGAAGCGCGUGUCUAUGGGGUUUACACAAGCGGAUGUUGGCUAUGCCUUGGGAGUUUUAUAUGGAAAGAUGUUUAGCCAGACGACAAUCUGUAGGUUUGAGUCCCUCCAAUUGAGCUUCAAAAAUAUGUGCCAGCUUAAACCCCUUUUACAGCGCUGGCUGGAAGAGGCUGAAAACAAUGACAACCUUCAAGAGAUGAUCAAUCGGGAACAGGUGCUGGCUCAGUCCCGGAAGAGGAAACGAAGGACAAAUAUUGAGAACCUGGUGAAAGACAGUCUGGAGAGUUAUUUCUUGAAGAGCCCCAAGCCAGGCACCCAGGAAAUGGAACAGAUUGCACGGGAGCUGCAUAUGGAGAAAGAUGUGGUCCGCGUCUGGUUCUGUAAUCGCCGUCAGAAGGACAAGCGACAAGUUCCAAAGGAGCACAGUAAUGAAGGUUACGAAGUGCAGCACAUGGUCCCUCAUGUUGGUGUUUUUCCUCUCCCUCAGGAGGUGUCUCCAGGAUACAUGUCGGGGCCAUUAGGAUCUACACCACCCAUGUACAAUUCUACCUUUAACCACAAAAACGACAUGUUCCAACAGUCUGUGCCUCACGGAAUGCCUCUUGGAAAUCAAAUCUGCUAA
Molecule: messenger RNA, 1263 nt
Organism: Nanorana parkeri
Lineage: Eukaryota; Metazoa; Chordata; Amphibia; Anura; Dicroglossidae
Product: POU domain, class 5, transcription factor 1.1-like
Exons: 5
Coding region: 1-1263 (420 amino acids)
Biological process (GO): regulation of transcription by RNA polymerase II
Molecular function (GO): RNA polymerase II cis-regulatory region sequence-specific DNA binding; DNA-binding transcription factor activity, RNA polymerase II-specific
Source: RefSeq, a predicted model, not a curated record